CAAAAUGGGGUCUCCAUUAAGUCCCCAUGAUGCUGCAGCACAGCUGACAACAUUCAAAUCAUAUGUCUCUCUAAUAGCUGAUGAUUCCACCCCAGGAAUUGUGGAGAAAAAAUUGAAAGCAGCCCAGGAAUUGAGUGAAAACUUUGAGACUGUGGUUUCAUCACCACAAUAUCCCCAAUUCCUAGCAGAGGCUAUGCAAGUUUUCCUGAAAAUUCUGAAAGAUGGAGAACCUUUGUUUAUAGCAGAGCAACCAAUGCAGCAACUGAGAAAACUAUUACUAGAAAUAAUCCACAGAAUACCAUGUAAUGAUCAUCUCAAGAAAUUUGUUCAACCCAUUCUAUCUCUGAUGUUCAGACUAUUAAAGGUAGAGAAUGAAGAUAAUGUAUUAGUAUGUAUCAGAAUUAUACUAGAGUUACAUAAACAAUACAGACCACAUAUUAAUGAUGAGAUUCAAGAUUUUAUGCAGUUUGUGAAAGGUAUUUACAAUAGUUUACCAGCUCAUCUGCCAAAAAUAUUUGAACCCAGGUCAUCUAAGAAAGUAAAAGAUGUGUCUGAGAUAAAUGUUGAUAUUUGGUUACAAGAGAUUUACACGACAACCACAAUACAGACAGACAAGAAGAAUGCUGAUAAUGCUGCCAUCUCAUAUAAUAUUAUACCUAAAGGAAUGCAGUCAUUAAAAGUUUUAGCUGAACUACCAGUAAUUGUUGUAUUAAUGUAUCAACUAUAUAAAACUAACGUACAUCCUGAUAUGGCUGAAUUUAUUCCACUAGUCAUGAACACCAUAACAUUACAACCAUCACCUACUCACAGAGCCAAUCCAGCAUUUAAUAAAGAAGUAUUUGUUGAUUUUAUUGCUGCUCAGAUUAAAACCUUAUCUUUCCUGGCCUACAUCAUCAAAUUCUUUCAGAGUCAAGUGAAUAAUCAUUCUCAACAAAUGGUACAGGGUCUUCUAGGAUUGUUGUCAUUAUGUCCACAAGAAGUAGCACAGUAUAGAAAAGAACUGUUGAUAGCAGCUAAACAUAUUCUCUCUACAGAUCUCAGAAAUAAAUUUGUACCAUGUAUAGAUAAAUUAUUUGAUGAGACAAUAUUGAUAGGUACAGGAUGGACUACAUAUGAUUCACUCAGACCUUUAGCAUACAGUACAUUAGCUGAUUUAGUUCAUCAUGUGAGAACAGCUCUACCAUUAAAUGAUCUGUCACUGGCUGUUAAUCUCUUCUCUAAAAACGUCCAUGAUGAAUCACUACCCAGUAGUAUACAGACUAUGUCAUGUAAAUUAUUAUUAAAUCUGGUAGAAUGUAUUAGACAGAAGAGUGAACAAGAAAAGGGAAAUGGACGUCAACUGCUGAUGAGAAUGUUAGAAGUUUUUGUUCUCAAGUUUAAAACAAUUGCUAAAACACAACUUCCAUUGAUACUACAGAAGUGUAAACCUCAACAGCCUACACCACCAGAUAAUAAAAGUUUAGACAUUAAGACUGUAAUAGAUGUUAAACCACUUGUGGCACCUGAAACACCUAAAGAUGAAACACCACGUCUAUUAUCACCUACAACACCAUUACCUGUUAUACCUCCUACAGAUACUAAAGAUGAAAAGACCACUGGAAAGUUAGGAGCUUCACCAGCCCAGUAUAAUGUAUAUACCGUAGCUGAUUGUAGAAGUUUAGUUAAAACUUUAGUCUGUGGUGUUAAGACUAUCACAUGGGGUGUCUUAUCUUGUAAAGCUAUAGGAACAGCCGAUGUGAGUUUGGUUCAGAAUAAGAUGUUUCAAGCUAAAGAAACAUUAGUGUAUGUCCGUCUGGUGAAAUAUGCGCUGAAGGCCCUAGAUAUAUAUACUAUAAAUGUCACGUCUGCUGGACAAGCUUACAUCAGGCCAGCAUUAGUACAAACAGUUCGAACGAAGGAAGAAAAAGAAGUCUUAGAACAUUUUGCUGGAGUGUUUAAUAUGAUGAGUUCUAUUACAUUUAAAGAAAUAUUCGCUUCAACUAUAGAGUAUAUGGUGGAGAGAAUACACAAUAAUUACGCUCUACAGAUAGUAGCUAAUUCAUUUCUAGCUAAUAAUACAACAUCUGCUACAUUUGCCACCAUAUUGGUUGAAUAUCUGUUAGCUAGACUGGAAGAAAUGGGAUCUAAUAUAGACAGAUCAAACUUGUAUUUAAAGUUAUUUAAACUGGUUUUUGGUUCGGUUCAAUUAUUUGCUGCUGAAAAUGAACAGAUGCUGAAGCCUCAUCUGCAUACUAUAGUCAACAGAUCAAUGGAGUUAGCUAUGAGUGCUAAAGAACCUUAUAACUAUUUCCUUUUAUUGAGAGCUUUAUUCCGUUCUAUUGGAGGUGGUAGUCAUGAUUUGUUGUACCAGGAGUUCCUUCCCUUGCUACCUAAUUUAUUACAAGGAUUAAACAGUCUACAGAGUGGUUUACAUCGUCAACAUAUGAAAGAUUUAUUUGUUGAGUUAUGUUUAACUGUACCUGUUAGAUUGAGUUCUUUAUUACCGUAUUUACCUAUGUUAAUGGAUCCACUAGUAUCAGCUUUAAAUGGUUCACAGACACUAGUUAGUCAGGGAUUAAGAACAUUAGAAUUAUGUGUAGAUAAUUUACAGCCAGACUUUCUCUAUGAUCAUAUACAACCAGUUAGAGCUGAACUCAUGCAGGCUCUGUGGAGAACAUUACGAAAUCCUACAGAUAGUAUAGCACAUGUAGCGUUUAGAGUUCUGGGUAAAUUUGGUGGUGGAAAUCGAAAAAUGUUACGAGAACCACAAAAGUUAAUAUUUAAUGAUAAAGAAACAGUUGGACCAUGUAUUACAAUUCACUUUCAAGAUUCUAAAACAGCUCUGUCGUUACCAGUAGAAAAGGCUAUAGAUGCAGCAUUGACAUCUCUGAAGAGUAGUUCAACUGAUACAUUUAGUAGACGUCAAGCAUGGGAAUUAAUACGAUGUUUUCUAGUAUCAGUGAUGAAUCUAGAAGAUGAUAAACAACUAAUGACUCAUCUCUUUACACAUCCUAGUUUUGUUGAGAAAGAUAUACCAUUCCAAUCAGCUCCGCUGUAUAAAAAUCCUGAUCAUUAUUCACGGAAAAUACAUGAACAAGCUCUGACUGGCAUGUUUGUGGCAGCAGCUAUAAAAGAAAUCCGACAAACAGCCUUGACAUUUAUGGCAUGUAUGGUACGACAUUAUACCAUGAUAGCCAUAUCACAACAAUGUGGUCCUUUCCCUGUUAGUGAUAAACAAGACAAGUUACAAGGAAUGGAUACCCAAAUACUCAUAGAUGCUCUAGCUGUUAUAAUGGGACAUGAAGAGAAAGAAUUGUGUAAACCAGGAAAUCUGGCCUUGGCUCUCAUAUUAGACACAGCUACCACUAUACUUGGUUCUAAAGAAAGAGCGUGUCAGUUACCAUUGUUUGAAUAUCUAGUAGAUAGAAUGUGUUCACUAUGUUAUGAUAGAGCAUGGUAUGCUAAAUACGGUGGAUGUCUAGCCAUUAAGUUUCUAUAUGAAAGAAUGGCGUUAAAAUGGGUUUUAGAGAAACAGUUUUUGUUUUUAAAAGCUUUACUCUUUGUGAUGAUGGAUCUAACUGGAGAGGUAUCAAGUGGAGCUGUGGAUCUAGCUAAAUCUAACCUAGAGAAUAUGUUAAAACUCUGUUGUAAAGAAAUAGAACCUGAAAAUGCUACAGAAGAUUUACUUGCUGUAAAGAAGAAGUCAUUCCAUGAUGUGACAUUUGAAUUAGUAUAUCAAGUUUCAUCACCUAAUACAUUAGUUCGAGAACAGGCAAUGAAUUCCUUACGACUGCUGGCUGAAACAACCGGUAAAACUAUCACUGAAAUAAUGGAACCACAUAAAGAUGUUUUACAAGAUAUGAUACCACCUAAAAAACAUUUACUACGUCAUCAACCUCUUAAUGCUCAAAUAGGUUUAAUGGAAGGGAAUACAUUCUGUACAACAUUAGAACCUAGAUUAUUUACUAUAGAUGUUAAUAUUGUAGAACAUAAUGUCUUCUUUACCGAGCUGCAGAACCUGUGUGAAGCGGAAGAUACAAGUCUGUUAAAACUGCCAUGUUAUAAAAAUGUUACCAAUCUAGUUCCACUUAGAAAAAGUGCCAUAAGAGCGUUAGCAGCUUGUCAUUAUAUACCGAAUAGACGAGAGAAGAUAUUUAAUAUAUUAUAUAAAGCUUUAAAUAGUACUAACAGUGAUUUACAGGAAGCUGCUCACGAAUGUAUGAAAAAGUUUAUACUGGGUGCGUCUAUAGAAUCAGAUGUUCUACAUGUAGCUAUACGACCUCUCUUGAUGAAACUAGGAGAUUUCCGUAAUGUUAAUCUCAACGUAAUACAGAGAUUAUCCAGUCUUGUUCAACUAUUUCCCAAUGUUUUUACUGAAAAACUUUGUGAACAGUUAUUGAGCCAUUUGAAAAAAUGGCUAGAAGUUGCUGCUCAAAAUCAAAAGAAUGGAACAUCAAAUACAAAUGGACAAGUUAUUUCACAGGAACUAAAGACAUGUGCUGGUAUGAUUAAUAUAUUUCAUCUAAUACCAGCAGCACGAUUAACUAUCAUGGAACCUUUAACAACACUUGUAUUACGAGGAGAAAAAGCUUUACUCAUGGAGGCUGGCAGUCCAUUCCGUGAACCAUUGAUGAAAUUUUUGUUACGAUAUCCAACUCAAGCUGUUGAUCUGUUCCUGACAGAAACAGCGCUAAAAGAUCAACAAUAUACUAGAUGUCUAGAGUAUAUAAUAAAACAUGAACAAGGUAAACCAAUCCGUGAAGUUUUAAAAUCAAACCCUACCCGUCUCAUCUCUAUUACUAGUGGACAAGUACCGGGUGUACCAGUAAGACCUGUUAGUCCUACAGAUAUGACAAAGUUUGAUUUAGAGUAUCAAGGUAUUAGACUCAUCAGUUUAUUAGCUAAAUCUGAUGGGGAUGAUGGAGAAUGGCUGUCUCAAAAUUCACAAAUUGUCUCCCAUCUGCUGACCAUCUGGAUAUCAGAUUCCUUUCAAGAAAGACAUAAGAAAGUGGAUAGUAUGGAUUAUAAACACUGGAAGGAACCAGCUUUACUUGUUAAAUCUUUACUUAGUUAUUUCAAACAUCAUCCCACUGAGAUAGAAUUAUUAUUUAAUAUUUUACGAUGUUUUACUAAUCGCUAUAUACCACAGUUUCAGUUUGUUAAAGAUUUCCUAGAUCAAACUGUUGCUAAUAAAUAUACAGUAGACUGGAAGAGAAGUGCUUUCUUUAAAUUUGUUCAAAUAUUUCACCUUCAAACAUGGCCUCAAGAUCUCAAAGCCAAGAUUCUUCAACUGAUCCUCAUUCCUUCGUUCCAAGCUUCGUUUGAUAAAGGUAACGGUGAUAGAUUAAUAGGAGGUCCACCAUCACCAGAACAAGACAGUGAAGAUAAUGUUAUUAGUGUAUUUAUAAAUCGUAUUAUUGAUCCUGAAAAUCCCUUCGCUACAUCAGAUGCUGUUAGGAUAUUAUUACUCCAGUUCUCAUCUUUAUUAGUAGAACAAGCAUCACCUCAUAUACAUGAUGCUGCUAACAAAAAACAAGGAAAUAAGUUAAGAAGACUGAUGACAUUUGCCUGGCCAUGUCUUCUACCUAAAAAUUGUGUUGAUCCAGCCACUAAAUAUCAUGGCCAUCUUCUAUUAGCUCAUAUUAUAGCUAAAUUUGCUAUACAUAAACGUAUUGUAUUACAAGUAUUCCAUAGUUUAUUAAAAGCCCAUGCUUUAGAAGCUAGAACUGUUGUUAGACAAGCUUUAGAGAUCAUAACACCUGCCAUGCCCGGUAGAAUGGAAGAUGGAAAUGGAAAGCUUACACACUGGACAAAAAAGAUUAUAGUAGAAGAGGGUCAUAGUCUUGGUCAACUAGUACACAUUCUCCAUCUGGUAGUUCGUCAUUAUAAAGUAUAUUUCCCUGUACGACAUCAUCUGAUACAACAUAUGGUCAAUUCUUUACAAAGACUUGGUUUCUCUGCUAGUUCUAUAGAAUAUCGUAAAUUAGCCGUUGAUCUAGCAGAUGUGAUAAUUAAGUGGGAAUUACAGAGAAUUAAAGAAGAACAGGAUGCAGAGUCUGGUGAUAUAGAUGUAACACAGACAGUAGUCGUGGCCAAUCAACCAACAAAACGAUCAGGUUCUAUUGAUUCUCCUCAAGAUCCUAAACGAGUUCGUAAUGCUUCUGGUAUUCCUGAUAGUCCACAUAGUCAAAGAUCAACAUCGGAUUUGAAUAAACCAAUAGAUAAGGCAUAUUGUGAUGCUGUAGUCAACUUUUUAUUACGUAUUGCUUGUCAAGUGAACGAAGCAUCAGUUACGAUUGGUUCAGCUGGUGAACUGUUAUCAAGACGAUGUGUGGGUUAUCUUAAAGUGGUGUUACGCAGUGACGUAUGGCCGAAUGUAGAUCUAAAAUUAGGCUGGUUUGAUAAAUUAUUAACAACUGUGGAGAAUCAUCAACCUAAUUUUGCUAAUAUUUGUACAGCUCUUGAACUUCUCACAUUUUUACUCUCCAUACUGAAAAAGGAGACAAUACUGUCAAGUUUUAAACCCUUACAGCGAGGGAUAGCAGCAUGUAUGACUUGUCCGAAUUCAAAGGUUAUUCGAUCUGUGCAUAGUUUAUUGUCUCGGUUAAUGAGUCACUUUCCUACAGAGCCUGUUACGUCCAAUGUAGCGUCAAAGUAUGAGGAGUUAGAGUGUCUGUAUGGUUGUGUUUGUAAGGUUGUCUAUGAAGGACUCACAAAUUAUGAGAAAGCUACCAAUGGGUUACCAUCACAGCUGUUUAGUACACUGAUGAUAUUAAAAGCAGCUUGUUUACAUAAUCAGUGUUAUAUUGAUCGACUUAUUACAACUUUUAUGAAGGUUUUACACAAGAUGGCAAGGGAACAUUUAACACCUUCUACACCAGAAACUAGUCCAGCUGUAGCAAGCGAGCUGUUAAUAUUAAGUUUAGAUCUAGUAAAGAAUCGUGUUGGUGUCAUGAGUAUAGAGAUGAGGAAGAGUUUUAUUGGUCAGAUUCUAGUUGGUCUGAUAGAAAAAACACCAGACGCUAAGGUCAUGAAAGCUAUAACCAAAAUGGUGGAAGAUUGGGUUAAAAUAAAGACACAAAUUCAAAUCAAUCAAUCGCCAUCGAUUAGAGAAAAAGCAAUUCUCUUGAUGAAACUGAUGCAGAAUGUGGAGAAACGAUUCCCAGAUGAUCAAGACUUGAAUGCUCAAUUUUUAGACUUGGUCAACUAUAUUUACAGAGAUGAAAGUUUGAGUGGUAGUGAACUGACAUCAAAACUAGAAUCAGCAUUUUUAGCUGGAUUAAAAUGUAAUCAACCACUUAUUAGACAAAAGUUUGUUGAGGUAUUUGAGAAUAGUAUGCCAAGAAAAGUAUUUGAUCGUCUGUUGUACAUCACCUGUUCUCAAAAUUGGGAAACAAUGGGAUCUCAUUUCUGGAUCAAGCAAUGCAUUGAGUUGUUGAUAUCGGUAGCUGUGAAUGGUUUAUCUAUCCAAUCAUCAUCAGCCAUGAAUCUCCUACCUUCUGCUAGUUCCGUUGUUAAUAUGGCUGAUAUUCAAGAUAGAGCAUUAUUUGCUACUAUUACUACAAUGAAAGAAGAGCCAAUGGAUGUAGAAUCAGUGGAUUCAAACAGAGAAGAGGAAGAGAUUGAUAUGGAAUUAACUGGUGUAUCAUCAGAUGAAGGUUUAAGUAAAGAUAUUGGUAAAAAAGAACCUGGUGAUGCUAAACAGUCUUUACAGACACAGCUACAGAGACAAGCUAAAUUCCUUGAAAGCUGUCGAGAGGUCAAGACUCUACAGUAUUUAAAUGCUCUAGCUCAACUAUGUCAUAAUAAUACUGAUUUAUCUCAUACAACAUGGUUAGAACUAUUUCCUAGAAUCUGGAAAAUACUCAAUGAAAAACAACAACAGAUGUUAAGUAGUGAACUGGUGGCAUUUUUAUGUAGUGGUAGUCACGGAAACCAAAAAGAAUGUCAGCCAAGUGCUAUACAUUCGUUUGUAGAAGGUCUAGCCUUGUGUGUUCCACCUAUACCAAUACGACCCUGUGUUCUUAAGUACUUGGGUAAAACACAUAAUCUAUGGCAUCGAGCCUGCCUUCAGUUGGAACAAAUGACUAUAGAUAAUGGACCAUUAGCACAGAUAAAGAAUCGUCCUGUCAGUGAAUAUGAAUUUGAACCAGCCAGCAACCAGCAUCAGGAGACAUUAGAUGCUCUAUGUGAUCUGUACUCGCUACUGAAGGAGGACGAUAUGUGGACAGGGUUAUGGCAGAAGCGAGCUAAAUACCCAGACACAACAACGGCUCUGGCUUAUAAACAACAUGGCUUCUUUGAACAAGCUCAAACCUCCUUUGAAACUGCCAUGGCUAAAGCACGCCAAGAUUUGAACUCUAACCCAAUGGCACCUGGUUUAGUUCCAGAAUUCAGACUGUGGGAGGAACACUGGAUCAAAUGUUCUAAAGAGUUAAAUCAAUGGAACCAUUUAUUAGAAUAUUCUAAAUCUAAAGAAAACAAUAAUCCUCAUCUAGUAUUAGAAUGUGCUUGGAGAGUUCCUGACUGGAGUUUAAUGAAGACAGCUCAUGCUAAGGUUGAAUUGACAUGUCCUAAAGAGUUAAUAUGGAAAGUAAAUCUAUAUAGGGGUUAUAUAGCUAUAUGUCAUCCUGAUGAUAAUCAUAUUAAUAUGGUCAUGAUUGAACGUUUAGUAGAGUUUGCUAGUAAUUAUGCUAUAAAAGAAUGGAGACGUUUACCUAGUGUUGUAUCAAAUAUACAUAUACCAUUACUACAGGCUGCUCAACAGAUAAUGGAAUUACAAGAAGCUGCUCAGAUAAAUCAAGGCCUACAACCCAGUAAUAUUAGUCGUAGUUCUAGUGUUCAUGAUAUGAAAGCUAUAGUUAAAACUUGGAAGAAUCGGUUACCAAUGAUAUCAGAUGAUAUAUCACAUUGGAGUGAUAUCUUCACCUGGCGCCAGCAUCACUUUCAAUUUAUUAAAAAUCAUUAUGAUAAUCAUCCACAAACAGAUGCAGCCAACAACAGUACUAAUUCUAUGUUAGGGAUACAUGCGUCUGCUCAAGCUAUCAUCCAUUUUGGUAAAAUAGCUCGUAAAAAUAACCUAACAGGUGUCUGUUUAGAUACACUGAGCAGAAUUCAUACCAUACCCAGUGUGCCAAUUGUAGACUGUUUUCAGAAGAUCAGACAGCAAGUAAAAUGUUAUUUACAAAUGGCUGGUGUUAUGGGUAAAAGUGAAUUACAAGAGGGACUAGAAGUAAUAGAAUCAACCAAUCUACGUUAUUUUACUAAAGAAAUGCAAGCUGAGUUUUAUGCUUUAAAAGGAAUGUUUUUAGCUCAGAUAAACAGAUCAGAAGAUGCUAAUAAAGCUUUCUCUGCUGCUGUUCAGAUGCACGACACUCUAGUUCGAGCUUGGGCGUUGUGGGGUGAUUAUCUUGAAACAAUCUUCACACGAGAAAAGAAUAUCCAGCAAGGUGAAUUUGCCAUAACAUGUUAUUUACAUGCCUGUCGUCAUCAGAAUGAAGGAAAAUCACGGAAAUAUUUAGCUAAAGUUUUAUGGUUAUUAACAUAUGAUGAUGAUAAAUUAACGUUAGCUAAUGCUGUAGAUAAACAUUGUGUUGGAGUACCACCUAUUCAGUGGUUGCCAUGGAUACCCCAGUUAUUGACAUGUUUGGUGCGGAAUGAAGGACGUUUAAUAAUGAAUUUAUUAAGUCAAGUUGGUAGAAUGUAUCCACAAGCAGUUUAUUUUCCUAUACGUACCCUGUAUCUUACACUGAAAAUAGAACAGAGAGAAAGAUAUAAGAGUGGAGGAAGUGAUUUAAGUGUUAGUUUAAAUAGAUCUCAGUCUAUUACUUCUACUACUGUACCAUCUACUACUACAUCUAUAACUACUGGUACUAUUAGUGCUCCUACAACACCUGAACCUGCCACACCCACAGAAAGCACACCAUCAUCAAAGACGACGGCAGCUAGUUCAACAACAGCUACUGGUAGUAGAACUUCAACUGGUGCAUCUGAUUCUAAUCCUAUUAAAGCACCAGCUCCUAUGUGGAGAUGUAGUAGAAUAAUGCACAUGCAGAGAGACAUGCAUCCAACAAUAUUAUCAUCAUUAGAAGGAAUAGUUGAUCAGAUGGUUUGGUUCCGUGAGAAUUGGUAUGAAGAAGUAUUAAGACAGUUAAGACAGGGAUUAGCUAAAUGUCAUGCUGUAGCUUUUGAAAAUAGAGCCGCAGUAACUGAUGCUACCAUUACACCUCAUACAUUAAACUUUGUAAAGAAAUUAGUCAGUACAUUUGGUGUUGGUAUAGAAAAUGUCUCUAGUGUAUCUACAACUUUCUCUAGUGCUGCGUCUGAGUCACUGGCUCGUCGAGCACAAGCUACUGCUCAAGAUCCCGUCUUCCAGAAGAUGAAAAGCCAAUUUACCACAGAUUUUGAUUUCAACGUACCUGGUUCGAAGAAGCUUCACAAUUUGAUCAAUAAGCUGAAGAAAUGGAUCAAAAUCCUUGAAGCUAAAACUAAACUUUUGCCCAAAUCAUUCCUAAUAGAAGAGAAAUGUCGUUUUUUGAGUAACUUUUCCCUGAGUUUAGUUGAAGUUGAAUUGCCUGGGGAAUUUUUAUUGCCAAAGCAUAGUCACUAUUAUGUACGCAUAGCAAGAUUUAUGCCCAGAGUGGAGAUUGUGCAAAAACAUAACACAGCUGCUAGAAGACUUUAUAUUAGAGGUCAUAAUGGAAAGAUAUAUCCAUAUUUAGUAGUAAAUGAUGCAUGUUUAACUGAAUCAAGAAGAGAAGAACGAGUUUUACAGUUGUUACGAAUGUUAAAUCAUUUCCUAACUAAACAAAAGGAGACAUGCAGGAGACUACUAUAUUUUACUGUACCAAGAGUUGUGGCUGUUUCACCACAAAUGAGAUUAGUCGAAGAUAAUCCAGCAUCUAUAUCUUUGUUAGAUAUCUAUAAAAGUAGAUGUAGUAAAAGAGCAACAGAACAUGAUGCUCCAAUAGCUAGAUAUUAUGAACGUUUAGCUACAGUUCAAGCACGAGGUUCACAAGCUAGUCAUCAAGUAUUAAGAGAUGUAUUAAAAGAUGUACAGAAUAAUAUGGUACCAAGAGGUUUAUUAAAGGAAUGGGCUUUACAUACCUUCCUUAAUGCUACAGAUUACUGGACAUUCAGAAAAACAUUAACCAUACAGUUAGCUUUAAUGGGAUUUGCUGAGUUUAUAUUAUAUUUAUCUCGUAUGAAUCCUGAUAUGAUGUAUCUACAUCAAGAUUGUGGUUUUCUCAAUAUCUCCUAUUUUAAAUUUGAUAUUGACGAUCAAACAGGUGAACUAGAUGCUAAUAGACCUGUACCAUUCCGUUUAACACCAAAUAUAACUGAGUUUUUAACAACUAUGGGUGUAACAGGACCUUUAACAGCCUCAAUGGUAGCUACAGCUAGAUGUUUUGUACAACCACAAUAUAAACUACCCAGUUUCUUACGAGCUAUUCUUAGAGAUGAAUAUAUAACAUGGCAUAAAAAGAAACAAGAAGAAACUAACCCAGGUGCGGAACCAGUAGAUAUGGAAGGUGCUCAACUUAUAACUAUGGUUAAUAAAGCUGUACAAGCUAUAACUACUAGAUUACAGAAUUUAGCAACGUUUGAAGGAGCUGAAAGUCGAGUUAGUACGUUAGUAGCAGCAGCAACAAGUCAUGAUAAUCUAUGCCGUAUGGAUCCAGCCUGGCAUCCAUGGUUGUAAAAUAUCAAUUAAUAAUAUCCUAGAUACAAUUGUAGUUUAGUGUUUAGUAUAUCUGAAAUUCAUUAGUGAAAUAACUGGAUGGGUAAACUGAACUAAACACCACAACUAUUUUUGUUAUAGAUGAAGAUACAAUAUUUAUUUUCUACUGCAGCUUGUCAGAUUUCCAUAAUGAUGAUGAAUAAUUUAUUUUUGUAUUAAAAUUGGUAGUCAUGUAUUGAUCAGUUAUAGACAGAUGUAGGACAGCUUAUAGCUUGGAAAAAAAAUUAUUAAAGAUAUUUUCCCCACAAGGUUAAUUUAAGAGGUCACUUUUUCAAAUCUAAAAAAAAUAACGAAACAAUAGUGUUGUUUCUGUCAACCAGAGGCAGCAUAAGAUUGUAUAUUGAUAUAGUGUAGUGUACAUCGAAGAAACAAUUUUACAAGUUUACUGGAAAUUACUCUUAUUUAAAAGCAUUUAAAGUAGUGGAAAUAAAAAUUGGUUUUUAUUAUGUAGAUUUAUCACUCAAUAAUACAUUCUACAGUAGAUAUCGCUUGUGUGAUAUAUUUCAUAAUCUACAGCGAUGUCAUGAAUUUGAUUGGUCAGUUGAAAAGGAACUGUGCUUUACACGAAUUUGAUUGGUCAGUUGAAAAGGAACUACUUUUUUUAUUUUCAAAGAACAGUUCAUUUCUUAUUAAAAGUAACUUUUUUUUUAUUAAAAAUGAACUAUUGUUAUUCAACUGACCUUGAUGGAAACACUGGGUCAAUAUAAAGGACUUUGCAAUGGUUGCAUUGCUGUCAAAAAAUGAUGUAUCACUACGCCGUAAUGUUCAGUAAAAGUGAAAUCUACAGCAAAGAAUUAUAUUUAUCUAUUUGUGCAUGUAAGAAGGGAUUGGGUGAUAAAUAAAAUCUCCUACUUGUCUUUUUUGAUAUCAAAAAAUAUCAACACUCGUUGAUAAAGUAAAAAAAAAAACUCGGGAGAGCCUCGUUUUUGUUACUUUAUUUUUGAUAUCAAAAAAGACUGGUAGAAGAUUCUCUAUAUAUUAUACAACAAAUAGUAAUAUAAAAUUUUGAUAGUCAAAUAUUUUGAAAUGCCCACUUUAACAUGCAAGUACGGCAUUAUGCAAUACCACCAAUUUCUUUUGCUUGGCGAUUGCAUCUGUUACUAAAGUGAAGAACUUUCUUAUUAAUAACAAUACACAGUAUAUUUUCAAGGAAUAAAAGAUGAAAACGAUACGUCAAAUAGACUUAAUGCCCAAGUUUGAUUUUUUAGUGAAUUGAUGACAAUCACACAUGAUUAUUGGACCAUUCAAAUUCAAGAUUUAUUGGGACACCUGCGUCAUUACCAUCCUGAUUCCCAUAUCUCACAUUAAACGAAACAUAUUUGUUAUAAGUCGUAUGUUUACUGUUAAGUUAUUCUUAACUCGCAAAAUGAAAUUAAUACAUACACCUGUAAAUUUCACAGUACUUCUUAAAUGUAGAUAAACUUUAUAUGUUUGUUUGGGGAAUAUCCCCUGUAAUAUCUCCAUUAUUUGUACUAAUUUAAAGAAUAUUGAAAUCUAAAGUUUUAUUGUAUGAUAAAAUUUCAGAAAGAGAAUUAAAAAGAGUGUAUAUAUGCCUAUUGUCUUACAUUAAAUGGCUUUUUCUAUUUCUGUAGAUUGUUUUGUUUGUAGUGCUUGUAAAGUCCAUAUAUAAGUUUGUACUUUACUUCAUUGUAAAUAUGUACAUUGUAGAAUCAUAUUAUAAAUAUAUCCAUCAUUGAAUCAUUGUAAAAUUCAUUUUUUAUACGGUAUUGAUGCAUUUGUUUUUUUUACAAUGUAAGAUACUGAGAAAAUCAAAUAAUGCUUUAUGUUAUUGUGUUUUGUACAUUCAGCCAAACGAAAACCAAAUGACCAUAGGUGACUUUAAAGAAGAUGUUUUGUAUCAUAUUUUCAUACAUUGUGUCUAGAUUUCUUAGAAAAAUAUAUACAACAUGUCGUUAGUCAUAAAGAAUAAAAUAUCAUAAAC
Messenger RNA from Patella vulgata (common limpet), 13661 nucleotides. RefSeq names its product transformation/transcription domain-associated protein. The transcript is spliced from 89 exons. Gene Ontology annotation, biological process: DNA repair; regulation of DNA-templated transcription. Lineage: Eukaryota; Metazoa; Mollusca; Gastropoda; Patellidae. The record is from RefSeq and is a predicted model, not a curated record. Gene Ontology annotation, cellular component: NuA4 histone acetyltransferase complex; SAGA complex; nucleus. The coding region runs from base 5 to 11680 and encodes 3891 amino acids. Gene Ontology annotation, molecular function: transcription coregulator activity; protein binding.